CUGAGUCUACACAUUAAAGGGCUCACUAGAACUGCCUGGCAAGGAUGGCAACCAAGGCUGACCACUCUGAGAGAAGUUCACAUUAUAAGGGAAAAUACUGAAAAGAGCUGAUGAAGGCCAUUAUGUGCACAGAUCCAGCUUCCUGAUUUUUCUCUUUGAGUUUGAGAAUAUGGGCUGCUGCGAUUCACUUGUCCUUGAGGAGAGUAGCACAGAUCGGGAGGCUUAGGGUGUUGCUCUAUUUCAAUUCUCCAGUUUCUUCCCUGUACCCUGGACUGGAAGGCUCUGCUGACUCCACGCUCAUACCUCGCUCUGCAGCUACUGCUUUUCCAGUAGAAAGACUAUGAAGGCUUCUCAACCCACUGUUUGGAAAGAGAGGAAAAUCCACCAGCUCUUGUCAGUGGUUUGGAGGUGGGUGCUGACUGCAAAUCAAUAGACAAUAGAACCUAGGAGCGGGCUUCCUCAGACUAACUAGCUUCACCGAUAUCAUAUCAACUUUGUUUUACAACACCGUGGAUCAGCCCAGGGCAAAUCCUCUACUGCUGAGCUACAUCCCUGGGCCCCUCGAGAUUCUGGGAUUCUCUUCGCUUCUGAGAUGUGAGAACCUGUGUGAUCGAUCUACAGUGCCGGGUGGAAAAUAAGAAGUUUUCUUCACAGUACUGGGCUCGGGCCGGGCCCCGCGGAGCCCCCGGCGCGGCCAUGAACCGACCCCAGGCGGCGUCGGCGGAGGCGGAGGAGGAACUGGAGUGGCAAGUGGCGAGUCGCAGGAGGAAGGCCUGGGCCAAGUGCCGCAGCUCCUGGCAGGCGUCGGAGACCGAGGAUCUGUCCACGGAGGCGACGACGCAGGACGAGGACGAGGACGACGAGGAGGACCUCCCGGGCGCGAAGCUGCCGGCGGCCGCGGGGCGAGGAAACGUGCCCAACGAGAAGAUCGCGAUCUGGCUCAAAGACUGCCGCACUCCUUUGGGAGCCUCACUGGAUGAGCAAAGCAGUGGUACGCUGAAGGGUGUGCCUGUGAGGAAUGGAGGGAGCUUUGAAGAUGACUUAUCACUGGGAGCUGAAGCCAAUCACCUACAUGAACCUGAUGCUCAAGUUGAAAACUGCAACAAUAUCUUGGCCAAAGAGAGAAGGCUUCAGUUCCAUCAGAAAGGGAGAAGUAUGAAUUCGACUGGGUCUGGGAAAAGCAGUGGUACCGUGUCGAGUGUCUCAGAGCUGCUGGAGCUUUAUGAGGAAGAUCCUGAAGAAAUUCUAUAUAAUCUUGGAUUUGGACGAGAUGAACCGGAUAUCGCAUCUAAAAUUCCUUCCAGAUUUUUUAAUUCGGCGUCCUUUGCCAGAGGCAUAGACAUUAAAGUCUUUUUGAGUGCACAGAUGCAACGAAUGGAAGUCGAGAACCCAAGUUAUGCUUUAACAAGCCGUUUUCGUCAAAUUGAAGUGCUCACUACUGUGGCCAAUGCAUUUUCUUCUUUAUAUUCCCAAGUCUCUGGUACUCCCCUGCAGAGAAUUGGAAGUAUGUCCUCAGUGGCCUCCACCAAGGAGGCAGCAGACUCCCCUCCGCCUCUGACCCGAAGCAACACUGCAAACCGCCUGAUGAAAACACUAUCAAAAUUAAACUUAUGUGUUGAUAAAGCAGAGAAAGGAGAAGGGAGCCCUCCCACCGCUGGCGAGAAAGGAAGGAGUCUAUGUGUUUCACUGUGUGAAGACGGUGGCAAGACUGAUCCCAAGCUCCCGAAAGUUAUAAAGAAGAAGGAGUCAUCCUCAAUGCUGGCCACGGUUACAGAAGAAGUCUCAGGUAGCUCGUCCACCAUCACAGACAGCGCUGAUGCUGACAGACUCUCUGACGAAGCUGACAGUACCAUUAGCCACAAAAUGGAAGGGGAACAAAGCAGAGAAGCUCCAAGUCAGGAGAAUAAAGUGCUCUGGAGGCCUGUUGUCACCGGUGCUGACUCAGGUCAGGAUGUGAGCAUGUGCGGCCCAGGUGAGCUGGAGGGCAGCAGUGAGCUAAACAACGCCCAUGCAUCCGGGAGUGAGAAGGAGCCCUGUGCACCCCUGGCCAUCCCAUCCAUAAGAAAUAUAAUGGUGCAGCAGAAAGACUCCUUUGAGAUGGAAGAGGUGCAGAGCACCGAGGGAGAAGCACCUCACGUGCCAGCCACUUGCCAGCUAAGUCUUGCCAAGUCAAAAAGAGAUCAUCUGUUGCGAACUGCAAGUCAGCACUCCGACAGCAGCGGCUUUGCUGAGGACUCCACAGACUGCCUCUCUCUCAAUCACCUGCAGGUUCACGAGUCCCUGCAAGCCAUGGGGAGCAGCGCUGACAGCUGUGACAGUGAAACAACUGUCACAUCAUUUGGUGAAGACCACGUGACUCCUACAGCACAAGACCAGCCAUAUUUUAAUGAGUCGGAGGAGGAGUCUCUUGCACCAAUUCAGAAAGAAAGAGCAAAAGGGGCUGCCGACAAGAGAAAAGCAGAUAACCAAGAUUUCCCUCAGUGUGACACUGCAGAGGACACUGGGAACAAAGAGUCCAUAAGCGGUUCAGGUGACCCUGGCCCUCGGACAACUGAAGUGGAGGAGGGUGCAGCUCCAGCACCCGCCACAGAGCUCUUGCAGGAAGGGAGUGGAGACAGUGAUGUGGAGAGGAGCAGCGAAUGUGAAUUUGCCCAGUACACCACACACCAUAUUCUCAAGUCCUUGGCUUCCAUUGAAGCUCAGUGCAGCGGUGUGAGCUCUGAAAAGAAAACUGAGCUUCCCUCUUCUGUGGACAGAGUGAAUUCUGCCCUGCAGAGAGCUCAGAUGAAGGUUUGCAGUGUGUCUGGCCAGAGAGUAGGGCGUAGCCUAAUAAAAUCAGCGGAUAUGUUGAAACAGAGGUACUUGCUUGCAAAAGCUGGCUAUCCUCUGAGAAGGUCUCAGUCUCUGCCCACCACCUUACUGAGCCCAGUCAGGGUUGUGUCUUCUGUCAAUGUGCGCUUAUCUCCAGGGAAAGAGACCAGGUGCAGCCCACCCUCCUUCACCUACAAGUACACCUCUGAAGAGGAGCAGGAAUUAGAGAAGCAAGUGACUGAGCAUGAUGGCCAGUCUUUGGUUAAAUCUACCAUCUUCAUCCCCCCAUCCUCUGGGAAGAGAGAAGCAGCCCCUCAGAGUGAGGGGACACGGCUGGAGGAGAACCUCCGGGGAAGGCUAGGCCCCUGCCCAAAGUUUGCUCCGAUCUCCCAGUCCACCUGCUCCCUUCACUCUGCCCACUCUGAGUGGCAGGACAGGCCCCUGUGCGAACACAUGAGGACUCUGAGUGCUCACAGUGUCCCCAACAUAUCAGGUGCUUCGUGCAGUGCCUUCUCUUCUCCUUUCUGCUGCCCCUAUUCGCGUAGGCACGCUGCCCACCCAUACAGGACAUGCCCUGUGAAUCCUCCUUCUGCCAUAGAGAUGCAGCUGCGAAGAGUGUUGCAUGAUAUCAGACACUCACUACAGAACCUUUCACAGUACCCGCUGAUGAGAGGACCCGAUCUCGCUGCUGCUCCAUACAGUGCUCAGAAGUCGUCUAUUCUACCUCUUUAUGAAAACGCCUUUCAGGAGCUUCAGGUGGUGCGGAGGAGCCUUAACCUGUUCAGAACGCAGAUGAUGGACUUGGAGUUGGCCAUGCUACGGCAGCAAACCAUGGUGUACCCUCACAUGACAGAGGAGGACAGGUAUGAAGUCGACCAGCUGCAGGGUCUACGGAACUCCGUGCGGAUGGAGCUGCAGGACUUGGAGAUGCAGCUGGAGGAGCGCCUGCUGGGCCUGGAUGAGCAGCUCCGCGCCGUGCGGGUGCCUUCACCCUUCCGCUCCUCUGUGCUCCCGGGGAUGUGCGGCAGCCGGAGUGCUGAUAACUUACUGUGCCCAUCUCCACUGAAUGUCAUGGAACCAGUCACAGAACUAAUGCGGGAGCAGUCAUACCUGAAGUCGGAGCUGGGCCUGGGCCUUGGAGACAUGGGCUUUGAGAUUCCUCCUGGAGAGAGCUCGGAGUCCGUCUUCUCUCAAGCCACGUCAGAGUCAUCUUCUGUCUGCUCCAGCCCUUCCCACACCCACAGAAGAUCCAGGGCGCCUUCUGGGAGCAAACCCAGGACCCGCAUAGUGGCCAGAAAGAAGAUAUUCCGAGCCUCCGUGGCCCUGACACCAACUGCCCCAUCUAGAACAGGCUCUGUGCAGACGCCUCCGGAUCUGGAGAGUUCUGAGGAAACUGGAGCAGCUGAAGAAGCCCCACGGGCUGUGGGACUUCCAUCUCACAUGGAGGAAGAGCCUGAGGAUCUCCUACCCAUGCCAGCGGCUGAGGAAAUGCACCAGAAUGUAGAGCAGGAUGAGCUUCAGCAAGUCAUACGGGAGAUUAAAGAGUCUAUUGUUGGGGAAAUUCGACGAGAAAUUGUAAGUGGACUUCUGGCAGCCGUGUCUUCAAGUAAAGCAUCUGGCUCUAAGUCGGACAGUCACUGAGAGGAGCAUGCUGGGGUUGGGGUGGCCCCCACUAACUGUACCACUGGCGUUGGAGGUAUUGCUUGUCCUUUGGAAGAUCCUCCCUACUGAGCUGGGCUGCUGUGCACAUGGACAGUGUGUUUCUGUAUGCGGUGUAUGGUUUCUGCUUUGCAUAAAAAGCUUAAAAACAUACAUAGAAACUUAGGCGUGUUGCUGACCCAUUUCUAAACUGUCAGACUGGCCAUCUGAAAGCCUGGUAUUUAUUUGUUUGUCAAUAUUGUUCCAGUUGAUAUCCUAUGUAGAGUUAAUUGUAAAACUUGAAGAGUUCCAGAUGUAACCAACUUAUAAAUAACAUAUUUCUGCAGACUAGCUUCUACAACACUGACCUCUGUGAGGUAUUUACUGUGCAAUAACAGAUUCAUCGUUUGAGAGCUUGAAGCAGCCGAUGACUUUCCCUCCACUGCUCUUCAUUGGGGUCACUUCCAAGAAGACUAACUGUUGUGUUGUAAAAACUGCUCUUAAUUCUUGAGGAGGCUACUGAGAAGCAGCAGGGUAGAUCUCAUGAGGUUACCUACAACUACUUCAUGUUCUUACACUGUAAACCUGUUGCUUUGCCCCAAACAAAUGUAAUUUCAUUCGAGCUGUGUGCCUUGUGGUAGACACUGUGUACGCUCUGCAUUGUAAUUUUAUUGUAGCUAUGUGCCCUGGGGUAAGCACUGUGCACUCUGCAUUGUCCGGAUGUCUUACUUUAAGUGUUUCUUCUGUCGUUUAGACUAAAUAGUAUUGUCAAGAUAGUGGGGCCUGUGACUUGAAUGGAUGGACUACAACUGAAUAAGCUGGUUUUUCUUUUUCAAAAAUGAGAUUUAGACUUGUUUUUCUCAUGCAUAAAUGAUUUUAAUUCAGUUUUAACCAGUGAAAACUCUUGGUUUUCCUGAAAGAAGAAAGAAAGGGUUUCCUGUCUGGUCUUCUAUAUGUGAAAUAAAUGUAUAAGGUAACAAUCAAAUGUUAUUAGAAAUUAAUCUUUUAGCAUUUGUAAUUUUCAACUCCUAUUAUGUUUCCUUGUGUGAGAAAUUUUAGCCAAAAGUGCUUAGUUAGCACUCUUUGAAAGAAAAUCUAAAAGGUUUAUAAAUAUUUGAGCUAUCACACAAAGGCUGAUCUCUAAAAAAAACAAAAAAUGAAAAACCCCAUUAAAACAAUAAAGUAUUUAUUUUGCCUAAAAUGUUAAUUUCUUAUUUUGAGCUGUAACAUGAAGAAUUUGGAUUGAAGGCUAACCAAUAAAGUCCGAAAGGCUUAUUCCCCCACACUCAGCUUCUGCAUUGCUUUUAGGAAGGUCAGGCUCCACCACCAAGAGGACACUCUUGGGCUCAGAAAGGUCCAGGGCUAUGAUGCCAUGUAAGACCAGGUUGAACCUCUCCUUAAAGUGUGCAGUUAAACUAUGAAGAGCAGCAUGCCUGUAAUCAGUACUGGAGAAGUAGAUGCAGGAGUUCAAAGCCAGCCUGGACUUACAUGAAACUGUCUGUCAUAAAAACAAAUGAAAAAGAACAGAUAUUAAAAUAUUACUGAGUCAAAUUAUUCAGCAGUUUAACCAGUUGACGGUGGUGGUAAACGCUUAAACCAGACAUUCCACAUGAACAGGAAGUAAUGCAGGCAUUAAUGAUUUUAAUUAUUCAGGCUUUUAGCCAAUUUCAGUUUAUUUCUAACAGAGUGAGACCCCCAGGUUUUGGUGGUCAAGACUGGUAGUCUGAAAACUGCAAUACUAGGCUGAGCCAACAGACCUGUCCCUUGGCGCAUGGAUACAGUGAAGCUCGUCACUGUCUCUCUGUUUCUCUGAGCUUGCUGGGAAGCUGCCGUCUUCAAGCCACCAUGCUGUAUAGAAGGAGCAGAGAAAGAGGUGGAAACGGAUGCGUUUUUAAUGUAAGGUAUGUUGAGCUGUGUCCAUUUCAAAAAAUUGUGAAAGUAUAACUUCAAGCAGACAGAGAAGUCUAUCAAUGUCUUUUGGUUUGAGUGAAGUUUUAAGACUAAAGACAGAGAACUGGAGAGUGUGAGGUUAUGUCAUUCAAGAGGGACAUCAGUGAAGAGUUAUCCACAGCACCAAAAGUGAGUUUGAAGGACCACAUGCCUGGUGAGAGCCAUGUUCUUAAAGACCGCCUUUGCCAGAGCCUUCCUGAAGAAGGCUCAGCAGAAAACCCUGAGAUUACUUUUGAAGUUUUCAGGCACUCAGUGACACCGACCAUGGAAGCACGCGCUGUACCACUCCUUUUUAGGAAGUGCCCGGUGAUGGGAAGGCCAUCCACGCUAAACACGACCGUCUAUUACUCGUGUUCCCGAGUUACGUGUUUAGUAAAUCCAUGCACAGAUGA
Psammomys obesus (fat sand rat) is the source of this 6791-nucleotide messenger RNA. It is a transcript of the gene Itprid2, whose product is annotated as ITPR interacting domain containing 2. The coding region runs from base 697 to 4452 and encodes 1251 amino acids. Gene Ontology annotation, molecular function: signaling receptor binding. The record is from RefSeq and is a predicted model, not a curated record. The transcript has 23 exons. Lineage: Eukaryota; Metazoa; Chordata; Mammalia; Rodentia; Muridae.